AUGGCACACAAGAAAGGAGUCGGUAGCUCCAAGAACGGUCGGGAAUCCGAAAGCAAACGCUUGGGCGUAAAACUUUUCGGAGGACAGGUUGCCAAAGCGGGCAAUAUUCUGGUUCGCCAGCGCGGCACCGUACACAAUCCGGGUGAAAACGUAGGCAUUGGCAAAGACCAUACGCUUUAUGCCCUCGUUGACGGAGUGGUUUCUUUCCGCAAGAAAGAAAAAGACAGAUCUUACGUUUCGGUGACUCCGCUGUCGUAG
Molecule: messenger RNA, 258 nt
Organism: Mycena citricolor
Lineage: Eukaryota; Fungi; Basidiomycota; Agaricomycetes; Agaricales; Mycenaceae
Source: the annotation of a GenBank genome assembly